Molecule: messenger RNA, 375 nt
Organism: Colletotrichum costaricense
Lineage: Eukaryota; Fungi; Ascomycota; Sordariomycetes; Glomerellales; Glomerellaceae
Exons: 2
Source: RefSeq, a predicted model, not a curated record
CUCCUUGGACAGGGGGCCUCGUGGACAAACCGCACCAUUUCCCCAGAACGUCAUCCUAAGCUUAAGGAGAAAAAGGCUGGGCAAGGGGGGUUUUCGACCAUGGUCCACGUCUCAUCGGCCGAGACUCGGUACGACGACGGGGGAGAGGGCGGGACCACAAAGUUGAAAACCCCCUGGUCCCAUUCGAUGAAGUGGACUUUGGCCAAGAACUACAAUGGCUGCCCAGAUGGCACAAGAAACAUUUGCGAGAGCGACACUCAGCCACUUGGUAAGGACCUCGGCGGUAAAAGUGUGGUGGAAGGAGGGGCGGCGAUGGCGGGACGGCGGGAGAGGAUCUCCCGCUUGCUAGAGUGUGGCGCAUUACGCAGAGAUUAA